AUGAGUGGUCACGAUUCCAAGUACUUCUCUACGACGAAGAAGGGAGAGAUCCCUGAGCUCAAGGAAGAGCUUAAUUCGCAGUAUAAGGAUAAGAGAAAAGAUGCGGUUAAGAAGGUUAUUGCGGCAAUGACUGUUGGAAAGGAUGUUUCAUCACUUUUCACUGAUGUAGUCAAUUGCAUGCAAACGGAAAAUCUGGAGCUGAAGAAGCUUGUUUACCUAUAUCUCAUCAAUUAUGCUAAAAGCCAGCCAGAUCUCGCUAUUCUUGCAGUAAAUACCUUUGUGAAGGAUUCACAGGAUCCAAAUCCGCUGAUCCGUGCUCUAGCUGUGCGGACAAUGGGCUGCAUUCGUGUUGAUAAAAUCACAGAAUAUCUAUGUGAUCCUCUUCAGAAAUGCCUAAAGGAUGAUGAUCCAUAUGUCAGAAAGACAGCGGCUAUUUGUGUUGCUAAGCUUUUUGACAUAAAUGCUGAAUUGGUUGAGGAUAGGGGUUUUCUUGAAGCAUUGAAGGAUCUGAUAUCGGAUAAUAAUCCGAUGGUUGUUGCCAAUGCUGUAGCAGCCCUUGCAGAGAUUCAAGAGAAUAGUACUAGCCCCAUAUUUGAGAUCAAUAGUACCACCCUUACAAAGCUCCUUACCGCUCUAAAUGAAUGCACUGAGUGGGGUCAGGUGUUUAUAUUAGAUGCUUUAUCGAGGUAUAAAGCAGCUGAUCCCCGUGAAGCUGAAAAUAUUGUUGAGAGAGUCACGCCAAGGUUGCAACAUGCAAACUGCGCUGUUGUGCUUUCUGCUGUUAAGAUGAUCCUUCAACAAAUGGAACUUAUUACUAGUACAGACGUGAUUCGAAAUCUUUGCAAGAAGAUGGCUCCACCCCUAGUUACAUUGCUUUCUGCAGAACCUGAGAUUCAGUAUGUUGCACUUCGUAACAUUAAUCUUAUUGUGCAAAAACGACCCACAAUCCUUGCCCAUGAAAUCAAGGUUUUCUUCUGCAAGUAUAACGACCCAAUUUAUGUUAAGAUGGAGAAGUUGGAGAUUAUGAUAAAACUUGCCUCUGACAGAAACAUAGACCAGGUUCUUCUGGAGUUCAAAGAGUAUGCUACAGAAGUUGACGUUGAUUUUGUUAGAAAGGCUGUUCGUGCGAUAGGCCGAUGUGCUAUCAAACUAGAGAGAGCAGCUGAACGUUGCAUCAGUGUGUUGCUUGAGUUGAUCAAGAUCAAAGUAAAUUAUGUUGUUCAGGAGGCCAUUAUUGUCAUCAAAGAUAUCUUCAGAAGAUAUCCAAACACGUAUGAGUCCAUCAUUGCCACUCUCUGUGAGAGUUUAGACACUUUGGAUGAACCAGAAGCUAAGGCAUCUAUGAUAUGGAUCAUUGGUGAGUAUGCUGAAAGAAUCGACAAUGCUGAUGAGCUUCUUGAAAGCUUCCUUGAGAGUUUUCCUGAGGAACCAGCACAGGUCCAGCUGCAGCUUCUGACCGCUACCGUUAAAUUAUUUCUAAAGAAGCCAACUGAAGGCCCUCAAGAAAUGAUUCAGAUUGUUUUAAAUAACGCUACUGUGGAGACGGAUAAUCCUGAUCUCAGAGAUCGUGCAUACAUAUACUGGCGUCUUCUAUCUACUGAUCCUGAGGCGGCCAAGGAUGUUGUUUUAGCUGAAAAGCCUGUGAUUACUGACGACUCAAACCAACUUGACCCAUCACUCCUUGAUGAGUUGCUUGCCAAUAUUUCAACCUUGUCCUCUGUGUAUCACAAGCCACCAGAGGCUUUUGUGACCCGCUUGAAAACCACGGUUCAGAAAACAGAAGACGAGGACUUUGCAGAAGGAAGCGAAACAGGAUACUCAUCUGGUAAUCCGGUUGAUAGUGCGGCUUCCCCUCCAGCCACCACAGGUAAUAUCCAUCCUGCAGGAAGACAGCCAGCUCCUGCACCGGCAGUCCCAGCUCCUGUGCCUGAUCUGCUAGGUGACUUGAUGGGAUUGGAUAAUGCUGCAAUUGUCCCAGUUGACGAACCCACGGCUCCAUCUGGGCCUCCAUUGCCUGUUGUUGUGAACGGUCAAGGUCUGCAGAUAAGCGCUCAAUUAACCCGAAGGGAUGGACAAGUAUUCUAUAGUAUGCUUUUUGAGAAUAACUCGCAGGUGGUUCUUGAUGGUUUCAUGAUUCAGUUCAACAAGAACACAUUCGGUCUUGCAGCUGCCGGUCCUCUUCAGAUUCCGCCUUUGCAUCCCGGAACAUCUGCCAGGACGAUGCUGCCUAUGGUCUUGUUCCAGAACAUGUCUGUUGGACCUCCAAGCUCUGCCUUACAAGUUGCUGUCAAAAACAAUCAGCAGCCUGUUUUGUACUUCACCGAUAAGAUUAUACUUCAUGCUCUUUUCGGUGAAGACGGUAGAAUGGAACGUGGAACCUUCCUCGAGACAUGGAGGUCCUUACCUGACUCGAACGAAGUCCAAAAAGAGUUUCCGGGGAUCACCAUCACGAGCGUUGAAUCAACUAUUGAAUUGCUCGCAGCAUUCAACAUGUUCUUCAUAGCAAAGCGCAAGAACGGGAGCCAAGACGUCAUCUAUCUAUCAGCAAAGGUUCCGAGAGAUGUACCGUUCUUGAUCGAACUCACUGCAAUGGUAGGUCAACCAGGACUCAAAUGCGCAGUGAAAACGCCCAGUCCCGAGAUUGCGCCUUUCUUCUUCGAAGCCGUCGAGCUUCUCUUCAAGGCUUGA
Arabis nemorensis is the source of this 2688-nucleotide messenger RNA. Lineage: Eukaryota; Viridiplantae; Streptophyta; Magnoliopsida; Brassicales; Brassicaceae. The record is from the annotation of a GenBank genome assembly.